GUUCAGCUGAGAGCGGGGGAUUUCCGGUCUGCGGACAGUCGGUAGUGAAGGUAACUCGCUAGCUUUUGUAACAACUUUAAGGUUUAGAUCUAGCUGGAGCACGUGGGGUGCAGCCAUGCCGGGCCUAAAGCUGAUAUCUGCGACCGACACGCAGUACUCGGCAGCUAUCCUGAAGUCCCUGAACGAGCAGCGGAACAAUGGCUUGUUUUGCGACAUCACCAUCAUCAUACAGGACAAGAAAUUCAGGGCGCACAAAACGAUCCUGUCCGCCUCGAGCACGUACUUCCACCAGCUGUUCUCCGUCACCGGACAAGUGGUCGAGCUCAACUUCAUCAAGCCGGAAAUCUUCGAGCACAUCCUCAACUACAUCUACAGCUCCAAGAUCGUGCGGGUCCGCUCCGACAUGCUCGAGGACCUCAUAAAGGCCGGGAAGAUACUGGGCGUCAAGUUCAUCGCUAACUUGCACUCGCCGCUGUCCCAAGUCAAGGGUCUGCUGGAUCUGUCACAGGAGGCGGAAAACAAAGACGCCUCCUCCGAGAUCAUGCCCGUCAUCACGGAGUCCUUCUCCAUUUCCGCCGAGGAGUUCAAUCAGACUAAGACCUGCAACGAGGACGACUCGGACGACGUCGUGUUUGUCUCAAGCACCGAGUCUCAAAGCAGAGCGGCGGCUCGGGCAGCCGACCCGUCUGAGAUCAUCGAUUUGGACAACGUGGAGUCGGAGGGCGGCGAGCCGAAGCCGAGCGAGGAGUCGGGUGGCGUCGCCGCACACGGAGAGAACGCAGCGGCGGCCGUCCCGAGAGCCAACGGCUCCAAGAGCCCCAGCGCCGGCGGAGCGGCGAACAGUCCUCUACACACGCCGGACAGCGCCGCCAGCAAAACCCCCGCCGCGUCGGGCAGCGCCACCCCGGAGCCCGCCGCCGCUUCCCAGCCGUCCGAAAACAGCGAGAAGUUGGUAGUCCACAAGAAGCAGGUCGCCGUUUCAUCCCAGCACGGCGACUCCAAGAUAAGGCUCCUGGAUUUUUCCGAGAACUCGGGUCUCUCGGCCAACAACCCCACGGAAACCAUCGAGGCAACGGAGACGGUGACCAUCGACACGGGCGCGCGCAUCGGUUCCCUUUCAUCGGACUGUAAGGUGUACGCCAACAUCGGGGAGGACACCUACGACAUCGUCCAAAUGAAAGAGGAUCCCGGGGAGGGAGGCUCCAAGCCCGGCAAGGGGAAACGGGCGUUCAUGGCGACGCCCACGAAAAGCUUUAACGAAUCGCCGGUGUCGCCGACGCUCGGCCCGAACAAGAAGAAGAGUAAAACGGAGCUCGAGGAUCACUACGAGCUGAUCAUGGAUGGUAAGACUUUCUACGUAUGUGCCGUAUGUAAGCGCCCGUAUGUGUGCAUCACGAGCCUGCGCCGCCACUUCAACACCCACUCGUGGGAGAAGAAGUACCCAUGUCGCUUCUGCAACAAGGUCUUCCCCCUGGCCGAGUACAGAACUAAACAUGAGGUCACCCACACAGGCGAGCGGCGCUACCAGUGUCUGUUGUGUAACGAAAUGUUCGUGAAUUACCAGGUGCUCUGCUACCACUGCAAGCAGGUCCACAACCAGGACGCCAGCGGGAAGAAGGAGAAGGACGACGGCAGCAGCAACCUGUACCGCCUGCUGCCGACUAGGACGUCCAAGAAGAAGUCGUGGGUGACCGACCUGCCGGACUCGCCCCGCGUGUCCGAGGACGGCAGCAUGCAGGAAAUGAACUCGGACGACGCGGAGCACGGCGCCCAGGGCGGGGUGUUGAGCUGGGACGACAUUUUCAACGAGCCCGGCGCUCGCAUGCAGCCGGACUCGCACUCGCACACGCAGCCGCUCUCAGAGAUGAGCGCCUCUCCACAGGGAGCCACGGAGUUUGAGUAUAUCACACCGGAGACCUACUGAGAGACGACCUGUCCCCGAUUACCCUGUGCCUUCCUGCUUAUUCUUCCAUUUUUAGUCCUCAGAUUCCUGUCAUCUAAGGGGAUUAAAAUCUGAACCCACUGCAAAACAGGCCUGUAAAGGAAAGCCUAAACGUUUGUAAUUUCUCUGCUACUGAAAGUUUAAGGAAGUCAUGGUAAAAAAAAAAAAAA
Fundulus heteroclitus (mummichog) is the source of this 2112-nucleotide messenger RNA. It is a transcript of the gene zbtb33, whose product is annotated as zinc finger and BTB domain containing 33. NCBI's taxonomy places the organism in Eukaryota, Metazoa, Chordata, Actinopteri, Cyprinodontiformes, Fundulidae. Gene Ontology annotation, biological process: regulation of transcription by RNA polymerase II. Gene Ontology annotation, molecular function: protein binding; DNA-binding transcription factor activity, RNA polymerase II-specific; RNA polymerase II cis-regulatory region sequence-specific DNA binding. Bases 116 to 1924 code for a protein of 602 amino acids. The transcript has 2 exons. The record is from RefSeq and is a predicted model, not a curated record. Gene Ontology annotation, cellular component: nucleus.